This is a messenger RNA of Corythoichthys intestinalis (scribbled pipefish), 6297 nucleotides long. RefSeq names its product RNA-binding protein with multiple splicing-like. Gene Ontology annotation, molecular function: mRNA binding. NCBI's taxonomy places the organism in Eukaryota, Metazoa, Chordata, Actinopteri, Syngnathiformes, Syngnathidae. The record is from RefSeq and is a predicted model, not a curated record. The transcript has 9 exons. The coding region runs from base 187 to 768 and encodes 193 amino acids.
CCCUUUCCUUUCUCCCCCUCUUCGCUUCUCCUCUGAGGUGAGGAGAGAAGUUCGCCCGCGGCACGACGCGUCGCACUCCGCUCCACGCUCCGCCGUCCUCCCUUUCCAAAGGGGAAGUUGUUUGGAAGGAAUAACAUCCGAGGAGCGCGGCAACUUCUCGGGGGCUGCUUUUUGCGGACGUUCACCAUGAACAAAGGAGAGAAGGAAAACGAAUCUAGUGAAUUUAGCAGCAGCCACGAGGAAGAGGUUCGAACGCUCUUUGUCAGCGGCCUGCCGCUGGAUAUCAAGCCGCGGGAGCUCUACCUCCUUUUCAGACCAUUUAAGGGCUACGAAGGUUCCUUGAUUAAACUUACCUCCAAACAGCCGGUGGGAUUUGUCAGCUUUGACAGCAGAUCAGAGGCGGAGGCGGCUAAGAAUGCCUUGAACGGGGUCCGUUUUGAUCCCGAGAUCCCCCAGACGCUCCGGCUGGAGUUUGCCAAGGCCAACACCAAGAUGGCUAAGAACAAGCUGGUGGGCACGCCCAACCCGCCGCCGUCGCAGCAAAGCCCCGGCCCGCCGUUCAUUAGCAGAGACCCAUAUGAGCUCACAGUGCCCGCGCUCUAUCCCGGCAGCCCAGACGUGUGGGCGUCGUACCCGCUGUACCCGGCGGAGCUGUCGCCGGCCCUCCAGCCCGCUUUCACCUACCCCUCCUCACUCCACGCUCAGAUCCGCUGGCUGCCACCUGCAGACGGAACUCCUCCGGGAUGGAAGUCGAGGCAGUUCUGCUGAAGUAUGUGUUCCUGAUGUGUGAUGGCGGCCUGUGACGGGGUCGUCGACCGCCACUCCGGUGCACGUUGAGCACGGACUGCCUCCUGCCGCGGUGGCGGCGAACUGUCGGCCUCACGCACCAGACACCUGCCUCCAUCACACAUCAAGAAUCCCCAACCCCUUCAUUUUUUCUUUUUCAUGUUUAUAUGUUUUUUUUUUUCCCACAAAUACCGUUACAGACUCGACAUCCCAGUGGCGCUCUGGCUACACCUCCGCCAAAGGUACCUCCCAUUUGUUUACAGGUAUGCAAAGUCACUCACAGGCGUUUAUAUGCACGGGAGUGUGGCCGAAGCGCUGCCGGAUGACGAAGGGGAUCGUUAUUUAUGAUUUGUAGUACACGUAUCAUUCUAUUCGUUUCAUUAGGAUUAUUAACAGCAUGACUUGACCGUGCGAAAGAAACAAAACAUGGUUGUACUUGUUUUUUUUUUUUAAGAAAGAAGUAUUUUUGUAAUCAAUUUAAAAGGGUUCGUGUUAGGCUAGAGCGCGCAACGCAUACAGAAAUGACAAUCGGCUAGAUUAGUUGUAGGUGUUACUUGAAAAAAAUUCGUAAUAUCGCGACUUUGCAUUACGUGUGACAAUCGAACAAAUUCUUGUUUCUGUAAGCUAGCAUGAAGCUAGUUUGUUUGACCUGUCGUCUGUGCGACAAUUGAACAAAUUCUUUUCUUUAUGCUAGCAUGAAGCUAGCUUGUUUGAACUGUCGUAUGUGCGACAAUCAAACAAAUUCUGGUUUCUGUAUGCUAGCAUAAAGCUAGCUUGUUUUACCUGUUGUACAUGCGACAAUUGCACAAAUUCUUGUUUCUGAAUGCUAGCUUAUUAAGCGCUCGCUCAACAUGAGCUAGCUCAUUUGACCUGUCGUACGUGUGUCAAACGAACAAAUUCUUGUUUUCUAUGCUACCACGACGCUAGCUUGUUUGAGAUGUCGUACAUCCGACAAUCGAACAAAUUCUUCUUUCUGUAUGCUACCUUAAUAAGCGCUCGCUCACCAUGAAGCUAGCUUGUUUGACUUGUUGUCCAUGCAACAAUCUAACAAAUUCUAGUUUCUGUAUGUUAGCAUACAGAUAGCUUGGUUGAUAUGUCGUACGUAUGCCAAUUGAACAAAUACUUGUUUCUGUAUGCUAGGCUAGUACACACGCGCUCAACAUGAAGCUAGCUCAUUGGACCUGUCGUACGUGUGUCAAACGAACAAAUUCUUGUUCUCUAUGCUAGCACGAAGCUAGCUUGUUUGAGAUGUCCUACAUCCGACAAUCGAACAAAUUCUUGUUUCUGUAUGCUAGGAUGAAGCUAGUUUGUUUGACCUGUCGUCUGAGCGACAAUUGAACAAAUUCUUUUCUUUAUGCUAGCAUGAAGCUAGCUUGUGUGAACUGUCGUAUGUGCGACUAUCAAACAAAUUCUGGUUUCCGUAUGCUAGCAUAAAGCUAGCUUGUUUUACCUAUUGUACAUGCGACAAUCGCACAAAUAAGUGUUUCUGAAUGCUAGCUUAGUAAGCGCUCGCUCAACAUGAAGCUAGCUUCUAUGACCUUUUGUCCAUGCAACAAUCGAACAAAUUAUUGUUUCUGUAUGCUAACAUAUAGAUAGCUUGUUUGAUCUGUCGUACAUAUGACAAUCGAACAAAUACUUGUUUCUGUAUGCCAGCUUAGUACAUGCGCGCUCAACAUGAAGCUAAUUUGUUUGACCUGUUGUACGUGCGACAAUUGAACAAAUUCUUGUUUCUGUAUGCUAGCUUAGUAAGCGCUUGCUCAACUUGAAGCUAGCUUGUAUGACCUGUCAUAUGUAGGACAAUCGAACAAAUUCUGGUUUCUGUAUGCUAGCAUUAAGCUAGCUUGUUUGACAUCUCAAACAUGCAACAAUGGAACAAAUACUGGUUUCUGUAUGCUAGCAUAAAGCUAGGUUGUUUGACCUGUCAUCUGUACGACAAUCGAACAAAUUCCUGUUUCUGUAUGCUAGCAUGAAGCUAGCUUGUUUGACAUGUCGUACGUGUGACAAUCGAACAAAUUCUUGUUUCUGUAUGCUAGCUUAGUAAUCGCUCGCUCAUGGGUUGAUGCUAGCUUGUUUGGCCUGUAGUACGUGCGACAAUCGGACAAAUUCUUGUUUCUGUAUGCUAGCAUGAAGCUAGCUCGUUUGACGUGUCAUCUGUGCGACUAUCGAACAAAUUCUUGUUUCUGUAUGCUAGCAUGAAGAUAGCUUGUUUGACAUGUUGUACACGCAACAAUUGAACAAAUUCUUGUUUCUGUAUGCUAGCAUGAAGCUAGCUUGUUCGAUCUGUUGUACGUGGGACAAUCGAACAAAUUCUUGUUUCUGUAUGCUAGCUUUGUAAUCGCUCGCUCAACAUGAAGCUAGCUUGUAUUUGUCGUAUGUGCGACAAUCGAACAAAUUCUGGUUUCUGUAUGCUAACAUGAAGCUAGCUUGUUUGACAUGUCGUACAUGCGACAAUCGCACAAAUUCUUGUUUCUGUAUGUUAGCUUGGUAAGCGCUCGCUCAGCAUAAAGCUAGCUUGUUUGACCUUUCGUAUGUGGGACAAUCAAACAAAUUCUGUUAUCUGUAUGCUAGCAUAAAGCUAGCUUGUUUUACCUGUUGUACAUGCGACAAUCGAACAAAUUCUUGUUUCUGUAUGCUAGCAUAAAGAUAGCUUAUGAUCUGUUGUAUGUGCGACAAUCGAACAAAUUGUGGUUACUGAAUGCUAGCUUUGUAAGCGCUCGCGCAACUUGAUGAUAACUUGUUUGACCUGUCACACAUGCAACAAAUGAAUAAAUUCUUGUUUCUGUAUGCUAGCAUGAAGCUAGCUUGUUCGACUUGUUGUACAUAUGACAAUUGAACGAAUACUUGUUUCUGUAUGCUAGCUAAGUACGCGCUCGCUCAACAUGAUGCUAGCUUGUUUGACCUGUCGUACAUGCGACAAUCGAACAAAUCCUUGUUAAUAUAUGCUAGCAUAAAUCUUGCUUGUUUGACAUAACGUACGUGUGAUGAUCAAACAAAUUCUUGUUUCUGUAGCUUAGUAGCUUUGAAAGCUACAAUACCACCUUAUUAAGCGCUCGCUCAACAUGAAUCUAGUUUGUAUGACCUGUUCUACCGGCGACAAUCAAACAAAUUCUUGUUUCUGUAUGCUAACAUGAAGCUAGCUUUGUUUCAAAUGUCGCACAUGCGACAAUUAAAUUCUUGUUUGUUGUUUGACCUGUCGUACAUUUGACAAUCGAACAAAAUCUCGUUUCUGUAUGCUAGCAUAGUAACCGCUCGCUCAACAUGAAGCUAGCCCAUUUGACCUGAAGUGUUCACGGUUUUGCGUUUGUUGGCCGACCGAUUAGAAAAGAGCGCCGUACCAAAGCCGUCCAGUUGGCGCGCUAUACACAGCUGUAAUUAGCAACAGACCAAAGGCAUUUUGUUUUGUACACUGGAGGAGCGCUAGCUCAGCUAGCGCUAUUAUGUUUUUAAACGCCUUUCGAGCCCUCGGUUGGAUUUUUUUAGGAGUUGUUUGCUCGAAAAGGCGCUCACUUGAAGUCUCUUUUCAAUUUUGAGGCAGCCAAACUACUUUUAGCAACAUAAAUGUAUAUAUUAAAAAAGGGAGCCAAUUCUGCUGUAGUGACAUCUUAACUCUUUCAACAGUUUAUCGCUAGUCGACGUCCAAACCAUUUAAAGCUGGAGGGUGGCAGCGAAUUAAUGUUCCAUCCCUCCCACUUCAAACCGAUUGGACGUCCAGUGCCAUAGAAGGCAGACGACGAGUUGCAAAAAUUAUUCGGUCGUUCAAAUAUUUUUAAAGCAUCUUUCCUGUCAUGUACACCCAAAAGUUUUGAGACAUUUUCCCAUCGUACCGAAUGAGAAAUAUGAUAAGGUAAUUGGUAAUUUAGUAAUCUGUACCCACAGAUUAGCAAUCUGUACCCACGGAUUACUAAUCUGUACCCACAGUUUAGCAAUCUGUACCCACAGAUUACUAAACUGUACCCACAGUUUAGCAAUCUGUACAACACCGAUUACUAAUUUGUACCCACAGUUUAGCAAUCUGUUGCCACAGAUUUCUAAAACUGUACCCAUAGUUUAGCGGCUACUAAAAAUAGCUAACUGACAAAUGAACACUAGUUGAAUUAAGCACGCACGGACACGACAGCAGCACAGAAAAUGUGCAAACACAACAUGCCGUAUUGAUUGAUGACACCUGAAAGUGAAUUUUAGACGGCUACCAAAGAAAACGAGCAAUAGUUACCUUUUAAAACCCCUUUGUUUGCCGAGGGUAAAACGUGCAAGUGCUUGCUCGGUCGGUCCCUCGGCGUUUGGAGUCCCCGCCAAACAUUGGUGACUACUGUUUCCGGGUCAUUGCUAAACUGUGGGUACGUAUUAGUAAACUGUGGGUACAGAUUACUAAAAUGUGGGUACAGUUUAGUAAUCUGUGGGUAUAGAUUAGUAAACUGUGGGUACAGUUUAGUAAUCUGUGGGUACAGAUGAGUAAACUGUGGGUACAGAUGACUAAAAUGUACCCACAGAUUUCUAAACUGUACUCACAGUUUAGCAAUCUGUGGGUAUAGAUUAGUAAACUGUGGGUACAGAUUACUAAAAUGUGGGCACAGUUUAGUAAUCUGUGGGUAUAGAUUAGUAAACUGUGGGUACAGAUUACUAAAAUGUACCCACAGAUUACUAAACUGUGGGUACAGUUUAGUAAUCUGUGGGUACAGAUUACUAAACUGUAGGAACAGAUUACUAAAAUGUGGGUACAGUUUAGUAAUCUGUGGGUAUAGAUUACUAAACUGUGGGUACAGAUUGCUAAAAUGUGGGUACAGUUUAGUAAUCUGUGGGUAUAGAUUAGUAAACCGUGGGUACAGAUUACUAAAAUGUACCCAUGGAUUGCUAAACUGUCGGUACAGUUUAGAAAUCUGUGGGUACAGAUUAGUAAUCUGUGGGUACAGAUUGCUAAACUGUGGGUACAGUUUAGUAAACUUUGGGUACAGGUUAGUAAAUUGUACCCACAGAUUACUAAAAUGUGGGUACAGAUUAGCUAUGAUUUUUUUUUAUCCCUACCCUGGCACCCGGGGGGCUCCAUAGAUUCAUAUGCGUAAUCCGAUCCGAAAUUUUUCAUUAUUUCUUUACUUCGAAGGCAUUUUUUCCCUUGUAUUUCUUUAUUUCAAGUAUUUAUAAAGUGUGUAUGUGUUAUAUGGGUGUUGUUUUUCCCGAGUAUAUAAUUCAAUGUAAGUAUUAAUAUUGUAUAUUAAUUUGUUUGCGUGUGUUGUAUCUGACGGGUUGGGACGUACUGUACCGUAUGUAUGAUAUACUGUAUAAAUACUACAUAAUUCACUGUGAAAUCCUGACAAAAAAAAAAAAAACAAUAAGAAAUGCCAUAAGAGUGAAUGGCUGAUUUUCUAUUAUGGUACGGUAAAUGCUUGUAAAUCCCAUGUUUGUGUAUAUGCUAGCUGCAUAUAGAGCUAGCCUUGUUUGUUUGAAAACAAACGUUUUUAUGAAAAUGUUUAAGAAGACAUUUCCAGCCGUUUGCCAUUAAAGUUUGACAAGUCC